ACGGCGACCAGGAUCUUCAUCGAUCGAUCCAUCCAUUUCCUCUUCCUUGCUCGAUCGGACCGUGCGCACCUUAGUUCAUCGUCUCUUCUGCCAUGGCUACCGCCAGUUUCUUGAUCUUGGUUGCCGCGGCGAGCCUCCUAGCCAGCUUUGCGCAGGCCGAUUUGCAGUAUGGUUACUACAACACGACGUGCCCGGGCGUGGAGGAGCUUGUGCGCACCGAGCUUGAGGCCAUCUUCGCCGACGACUCCACCCUCCGCGCCGGCCUCCUCCGCCUCCACUUCCACGACUGCUUCGUCCUGGGCUGCGACGCUUCCCUCAUGCUCAACUCCCACAACGGCACCGCUGAGAAGCACGCCGACCCCAACCUCACCGUGCGCGGCUACGAGGCCAUCGAGGCUAUCAAAAAGGUGGUGGAGAAAGCAUGCCCCCUCGUCGUCUCCUGCGCCGACAUCAUGGCCAUGGCCGCGCGUGACGCCGUCAAUCUUAGCGCUGGGCCAUACUACGAGGUGGAGACUGGCCGCCGCGACGGGAACAUCUCCAAGUUGGUGGAGGCCCUCACCAACCUGCCACCGGCCGACGGGAACGUCACCGUGCUCACCCAGUACUUCGCGGUCAAGAAUCUCACCAUGAAGGACAUGGUCGUCCUCUCCGCGGCCCACACGAUUGGAGUGACGCACUGCUCCUCCUUCUCGAAGCGGCUCUACAACUUCACUGGAGCCGGCGACCAGGACCCCUCGCUGGAUCCGGCGUACGGGAAGACGCUGAGGACCAAGUGCCCAACGGACAAGAUGGCAAGCGUGGUGCCCAUGGACGAUGUGACCGUGGACAAGUUCGACCAGGGAUACUACGAGUCCGUGUACAAUCACCGGGCGGUGCUGCGCUCCGACGCCGCGCUGUUGGACGACAGCCUCACGGGCGCCUACGUCGCCCUCAUGAACAACGCGUCCUCUUUCGACAUCUUCUUCGCCGACUUCGCUGUCGCCAUGAUCAACAUGGGCAGGGUCGGCGUCCUCACCGGCACCCAAGGCGAGAUCAGAGAGACCUGCGGCGUCUACGUCGACUGAUCAAUCGUGAAUCCAAAUUCAAUCUGACAAUUUGGUCUCACCGAUCGACUGUGAUUUGCUACUCGAUCGGAAUUUAUUUCUACAGGCAGGGUGCUUGACUGUUUGCCCAUAUAUGAGCUGAUGGCUACGCAUAUGCACCACAAGUUUUUUCGAUUGUAACAUUUUCCCUUGAAGUUUUGAGAAGUUCAUUGGUUGGUUCUCAUGUAGUACUACUUUAUUUUCUUGCUUCAAAAUUUUGUGGCUAUUAACUAUUUCAUUGAUACUACUAAAUCUUAAGGGGAUUGUUUGAAUUU
Molecule: messenger RNA, 1357 nt
Organism: Hordeum vulgare subsp. vulgare (domesticated barley)
Lineage: Eukaryota; Viridiplantae; Streptophyta; Magnoliopsida; Poales; Poaceae
Product: peroxidase 1-like
Exons: 3
Coding region: 93-1064 (323 amino acids)
Biological process (GO): response to oxidative stress; hydrogen peroxide catabolic process
Cellular component (GO): plasmodesma; plant-type cell wall
Molecular function (GO): heme binding; peroxidase activity
Source: RefSeq, a predicted model, not a curated record